This is a messenger RNA of Portunus trituberculatus (swimming crab), 1767 nucleotides long. RefSeq lists its product as uncharacterized. The transcript has a single exon. Gene Ontology annotation, biological process: DNA integration. Gene Ontology annotation, molecular function: nucleic acid binding. The record is from RefSeq and is a predicted model, not a curated record. Bases 1 to 1767 code for a protein of 588 amino acids. NCBI's taxonomy places the organism in Eukaryota, Metazoa, Arthropoda, Malacostraca, Decapoda, Portunidae.
AUGCAAGAAAGCCCAUUCUGCUGCAAGAGUGGGUGGCGUCUCGCGCUUUGUGGCAGCCGUCACCUCACACCCGCUGAGGCUGGCUACGCGCCGGUGGAGGGCGAAGCAUUAGCGGUCGCAUGGUGUCUCCGCAAGGCCCGCCUCUUCCUGCUCGGGUGCCCAAACCUGCUUGUCAUCACUGACCACCGCCCGCUUGUCAAGCUCUUGGGUGACAGAGAGCUAAAGGACAUUGUAAACCCAAGGUUGUUUGCUCUAAAGGAAAAAACGCUUCAGUUUAGAUUCCUGAUUAAGUAUCUCCCCGGAAAACGUAACUCGGCCGCGGACUUCCUGUCACGCUACCCAACAUUGUGUGCGACACCAGACGUCAUGGAUGAAGAACAGGCUUGUCACAUAGAAAUGGCAGUGGCGUCUGCGACUGCUGCCGCACUUGAAGACGGAAAUUGCAUUGUGCUUGACAAUACGGCGGUGGUGCAGGCAGCUGCAGAGGACCCAGAGUACCAGCUGCUUCUGGCCAGAGUGACGGCGGGUGACUGGCAUCCGCACCGUGCCCAAGAGUUAUCCUGUCUCCGUCAGUAUUAUGGAGUAAGGGACAGGCUGGCUGUGUCACAAGGGCUGGUGACAUACACAUAUGACCAGGGGCAUGUCCGUCUGGUCAUCCCAGAGUCUCUCCGCCAGCACGUAACUGCUAAUCUCCAUGCUGGUCACCAGGGAUUGGACGGAAUGCUACGCAGGGCGAGGCAGUCAGUGUAUUGGCCUGGCAUGGAGGGCGACCUACAGCGCCAUCGAGACGCCUGUGUUACCUGCAACGCUCACUCCCCAUCUCUGGCAGCCGAGCCUUUCACUUUUACGCCCCUUCCUGAGUACCCGUUUCAACAUACGGUGGCAGACUUGUUCCAACUUGAUGGGCAGGUGUACAUGGCUUACGCAGACAGGCUUGAGCUGGCACACUUCCCUAAUGGGGCUACUUCAGGCAAGCUGUCAUCGGUAUUCCGCCAGUACUUCCAGAGGUGGGGGGCACCAGAAUCAGUCUCAACGGAUGGCGGAACAAAUCUCAUCAGUGCAGAGAUGUGUGAAUUCUUCAGGAGGUGGGGGGUGGAGCAGCGAGUCGCGUCCGCUCACUUCCCUCAAUCCAACGGCCGGGCUGAAGCAGCAGUGAAGUCUGCUAAGAGGCUGCUGCGUGACAACACAGGCCCCGGGGGCGGCCUUGACGUGGACAAGGCGUCGGUGGCGCUGCUGCAAUAUCUGAACACACCCCUGCGUGGUGUAGAUAUGUCCCCGGCGCAGUUGGCCAUGGGCAGGCAGUUGCGGGAUGGCGUCCCAGUACAUAAGCAGCAUUACAAGGUGGAUGUACUUUGGCAGCAGGCUUUGCGCGCAAGGGAGCUCAAGGCAGCAAGGCAGCAGGAAAAUUGGAUCAUGAAGCAAGGAACACCCAAGACCCUUUCCCCGUUGGUAUCAGGCACCAAAGUGUGGGUGCAAAAUCAGGCUACCAAGGUCUGGGAUAAGCGAGGUGUGGUCACAGAAGUGUGUCCAUUCCGGAAGUACUUGGUGAAGAUGGAUGGCAGUGGACGCAUCACAUCACGCAACCGCAGGCAUCUCCGCCCCGUCAGAUGCCCCGUCACACCUACGUCACCGACCCCCGCAAAUUCCCUGCCGCCCUCGCCUCUGGUAGAGACACCUGCUCUGCUCCCUCAGCAACUACAGCCUGUGACCCGCCCUAAGAGAUGUAUGAAGCAGCCUUUGUGGCUGUCAGAUUAUGUAGUAGAUUAG